Molecule: messenger RNA, 1968 nt
Organism: Pseudophryne corroboree (corroboree frog)
Lineage: Eukaryota; Metazoa; Chordata; Amphibia; Anura; Myobatrachidae
Gene: ATP6V1C1
Product: ATPase H+ transporting V1 subunit C1
Exons: 13
Coding region: 276-1424 (382 amino acids)
Biological process (GO): proton transmembrane transport
Cellular component (GO): vacuolar proton-transporting V-type ATPase, V1 domain; lysosomal membrane
Molecular function (GO): proton-transporting ATPase activity, rotational mechanism
Source: RefSeq, a predicted model, not a curated record
UGUCCCCAUUACAGGCGCCAUCUUGUUAGAGGCGAGGCGCCGAUUCACAUUGAUUUUGGUCUGUUAGAAAAUGGCGAACGUCAUUCGUUGCGCGGAGGACAAUUUUUUAGUCAAAUGUUUCUGUUCUGUCUUGUAAUGAGAGGUUGUAGUGGUUUGUGAGGGAGAGGAUGGCGGAGGAGUGACGAACCGUGCUACAGCCUGUGUAUAUCGACGGUGACAGCAUUCCCCAGCCACUCAGUGAAUAUCGGCGUGUGACCUGCCUUUUACCAGCAAUCAUGAGUGACUUCUGGUUAAUUUCUGCUCCUGGGGAGAAAACCUGCCAACAGACAUGGGAGAAACUGAUGGCGGCCACCACCAAGCACAACAAUCUGUCAGUCAACUCCAAGUUCAACAUACCUGACCUAAAGGUCGGCACCCUCGAUGUGCUGGUCGGCUUGUCUGAUGAACUGGCCAAACUGGAUACGUUUGUUGAAGGAGCGGUGAAGAAGGUGGCGCAGUAUAUGGCUGACGUGCUGGAGGACAGCAGGGAUAAGGUGCAGGAAAACCUUCUGGCCAGUGGAGUGGACUUGGUCACGUACAUCACAAGGUUCCAGUGGGACAUGGCGAAGUACCCAAUUAAGCAGUCCUUGAAGAACAUUUCUGAAAUAAUUGCUAAAGGCGUUACACAGAUUGACAAUGAUCUGAAAGCAAGAGCAUCUGCCUACAACAAUUUGAAAGGAAAUCUUCAAAAUCUCGAAAGAAAAAAUGCAGGGAGUUUAAUAACUAGGAGCUUAGCAGAAAUUGUGAAGAAAGAUGACUUUGUGUUGGAUUCCGAAUACCUGAUCACUCUAUUGGUCGUCGUACCAAAACUUAAUUAUAGUGACUGGGUUAAGCAAUAUGAAACUCUGGCCGAGAUGGUGGUCCCACGUUCCAGCAUCGUCAUAUCAGAAGACCAAGACAGUUACCUGUGUAAUGUAACUCUGUUCCGAAAAGCAGUGGAUGACUUCCGUCACAAAGCCAGGGAGAAUAAGUUUGUUGUCCGCGAUUUCCAGUACAAUGAAGAGGAGAUGAAAGCCGAUAAAGAAGAAAUGAACAGACUAUCCACUGAUAAGAAAAAACAGUUUGGUCCUCUCGUACGAUGGCUGAAAGUCAAUUUCAGCGAAGCUUUUAUUGCGUGGAUCCAUGUGAAAGCGCUGCGGGUGUUUGUGGAGUCGGUGCUAAGGUAUGGAUUACCAGUGAAUUUCCAAGCCAUGCUGCUUCAGCCCAACAAGAAGACCAUGAAGAAACUAAGGGAAGUCCUGUAUGAUUUGUACAAGCACCUGGACAGCAGCGCAGCGUCCAUUAUCGAUGCUCCCAUGGAUAUACCUGGAUUAAACCUCAGCCAGCAAGAAUACUAUCCCUAUGUGUACUACAAGAUUGACUGUAGUUUGCUGGAGUUUAAGUAAAAUGAAACAUAUUUGUGCUAUUGGAGCAGCAAUGAGUUUGAAGUACAGUGAUAACCCUAACUACUUACAAUGUGCUUGCUUCUCAUAACCCAGGGUUCCAUCUAUCCAAAAGGUGGACCUCUCCCCUCUUCCUUGGUUGCCCCUUUGAAACUGUUUUCUUUUAAAGAAAGUUCAAUAGAUAUUGUCGCUUUUAAUCAAUGAGGUAUUUAAAUGUCCAGAGCAAAUAAGUCUAUUUAUAAAGAGAUGUAUUUAUGCCUGAGAGGCCACUUAGUGUCCUAGAAGAUUUAAUUUCUCAUUUGUAUGGUGAUCAACAUUUGUUCUUCUUGUUACCACUGCUCAUACGUAGAUCUUGUUUACAAGAGGCCAUGGUGUAAUUGUUUUAUACCAUUCCAUUCACUGUAUUUCGUUCAUAAAUGUGUUAUAUGUGGAGUUGUGAUGUAAAGUGUAUGUAAUAUUUAACGUAUGUGCUUUCUGUAUAUUUGAUAAGGAUCUUUAGAGCACUGUCAGCACACACAGGAAUAAUUAAACAUACCUGUUCAAGUGG